UUUUAUUUCAUAGAAAGUGUUGGCUAUUCUGCUAAUUUUUGUGUUCUUGAUUUGAUAGUUCAAAUAUCCAAAAAUGGCAGGGGCACCAGAAAUUGAAGAUUUUCCAAGUUGGUUAAGAGAAAAAUUAAAAGAAUUAAAUACCGAUGAAACAGUCUUUGGUUCGUAUAUUCAAGGUAUCCUCGACAGCGAUGAUUCUGAGGAAGAAAAGAAUGAAGCCAUACAAGGUUUACUAACAGAGAUACUAGAAAAUGAAAGUGAAAUUAUUAAAAUAUGUAAUGAAAUUCUCGAACACUGGGAAAGAUUUAAGCCACAAGAAGCAUGUGCCAAACAAAUGUCCAGUGAAGAUGUUAAUAUUAAACUUGCCAAACUUUUAGAAUCACAGUCUUUAGCUACUACCAAACAAAAGCAAUACACAGCAGAAGAGAAAAAAAUUAGAGAAGCGAUUCUUUCCCAAUAUAGCGAAAUGACAGAUGAAGAAGGUGAAGCUGAAGAUGUACAGGCUGGUGGAGAGGAUGGAGGACUAGAAAAAAAUUUAAAUUCUCAUACUGUUGCUCAAGCAGAAAAACUUAAAAGGGAGCAGGCAAGACAAGACAGUCAGAAGAAAAAAGAGAAAGACAAAGAAGAUAGAGAAAAACAAAAGCAACUUAAAGAAGAUAAAAAAGAAAAGCGAAAGACUGUUAAAGGCGAGAGAAGAAGGUAGCAGGCCCAAAAAUAAAAUAUUUUAUUUAAUUUUUAGAAGUUAUAUCUGAUUUUGAAAUGAUUGUGAUGAUACAUGUUUGGUUAUUUGCUCUUAUGAGUUUAAAAUAAAACGAUAAUUUUAGAAUA
Molecule: messenger RNA, 825 nt
Organism: Diabrotica virgifera virgifera (western corn rootworm)
Lineage: Eukaryota; Metazoa; Arthropoda; Insecta; Coleoptera; Chrysomelidae
Product: coiled-coil domain-containing protein 43
Exons: 3
Coding region: 74-700 (208 amino acids)
Source: RefSeq, a predicted model, not a curated record